AUGACUGGUCCAACCUACUACACCGCUUGCCUCCACGAUCGCAAUUGGGUGACGGACGGGUCUGCAUACGCACCCCGAUCUCCCCUUAAUAUCUUUACUUACAGUCGUUACCCGAACAGCGGAGUGACCCGUGAUACCUCCACUUCCCCAUACAAGUCAGGCCUCACACUUAGACCCCUGCCCGCCCUCAGUCCCAUUUCCUGCAGUCUGCAUAGCGCUGAGCGACUGCGGAGUGGUCGCAUACCGACUAGAGCUAUCUCCUGGCCAGAUAUGUUUAGCCAGAUAGCUCGGAUCAACGACCACCUCUACCUCAGUGGACUGCAGGCUCUAAGUCCUGAAAGACUGAGACAGUAUGGGAUAACGCAACUUAUCACGGCGAUGAUAGAUCCACCGCCGGCCAGUCUUCUUUCUGCAGUGACUUCGCACAUCCAGAUUAGUGUGGAAGAUGCGGAGACCUCAAAUCUGAGGAUUUAUUUCGAUUCGGUUGGUGAGAGGAUAGCUAUGGAAAAGAAACGUGGUGGCAGAACUUUGGUUCACUGCAUGGCCGGCAUCUCCCGUUCCGCAUCGCUCGUCCUUGCCUACCUCAUACGGCAUCAGAAUAUGAGCCUGGCAGAUGCUUACGAUCUGGUUAGAGCAGUUCGUCCCUUCAUUCAACCAAAUGCCGGUUUCUGGAGGCAACUCAUUUCAUAUGAGGAGACGGUACGAGGCAGCCGCUCAAUGCGAAUUCUGUCUGACGCCACAAGUCAGCUGACAGUGCCAGCAGUUGGCUUGCGAAACGGAUACUCUUCACGCUACCACCGAUCACCAUCAACGUAUGCCUACGAAAAUCCCCGCAUCCCCUCACGCUAUGCGGCCGGCGCCUAUAGCGGUAACUACGAAGACAACCGGCGAUUUUCCACCAUAACUGGCGUCUACGGACGGUAUUAA
This is a messenger RNA of Spirometra erinaceieuropaei, 927 nucleotides long. The record is from the annotation of a GenBank genome assembly. NCBI's taxonomy places the organism in Eukaryota, Metazoa, Platyhelminthes, Cestoda, Diphyllobothriidea, Diphyllobothriidae.